Messenger RNA from Leucoraja erinaceus (little skate), 2844 nucleotides. RefSeq lists its product as uncharacterized. The record is from RefSeq and is a predicted model, not a curated record. NCBI's taxonomy places the organism in Eukaryota, Metazoa, Chordata, Chondrichthyes, Rajiformes, Rajidae. The transcript has 20 exons. Gene Ontology annotation, molecular function: pseudouridylate synthase activity; kinase activity. The coding region runs from base 385 to 2538 and encodes 717 amino acids.
UGAUCCCCCUCCAUAGCGUACUACACGUCAGUCCAUUGCAUUCAGCAGGAGCAGCCUAUCUUGCUUCGCUCUAAGAUCUUUGAUAUAUACACACACGCACAUCCAGACCAAAGAUGCGAGGGCUCCUCUAGUGUGUUUGAUCCAGACACAUGCACAGACGCAGAAAUUGGCCUUUACAUAGUUAAAUCAAAGAGACAUGAUUUGAUGCAUGGCCUGGACAGCUGGUAAGUACAGAGUGUGUGUGGACACACCAUGAGUUCAGGGACCUCUGCUGCCUGCAGACACUUUCUACACUGCAAGGCCGGGGAGGGGGCAAAGUCGUGGCGGAUCAACGUUCACAGCAAAGAUCAUAGAGGAGCUCCUCUAUAAUAUUUGGUCCACAGCAUGCAUUUGAUGAGUGUCUGUCUUCACCGGAGAAUGUGGAGUCACAUUACCCUCUUUCCACAUGCCUCGCACAUGGAAUGGGGCCGGGCCAUUGCCCGAAGACUUCUCCAUGAUGGGCUUCUUAAGCUGCACCCAGAUGUGUCGAAAGCAAUCGCCAGUCAGAAGGCAGUGGUGGCUUUGGAGAGCACCAUCAUCACACAUGGCAUGCCCUAUCCUGAAAACCUGACCAUGGCUAAGGAGGUUGAACAGAUAGUGAAGGAGCACGGUGCAGUUCCUGCAACAGUUGGCAUCGUCAAAGGCAAGGUGCACGUGGGACUGUCGGAGAGUGACCUGGAGUACCUGGCAGAGAGCAAGGAAACUGUGAAAAUAUCUCGCAGGGACCUUCCCUACGUUCUUAGCAAGGGCCUGUCUGGUGGGACGACCGUUUCGGCCACGAUGGUGGCAGCCCACAAGGUCGGCAUUCCUGUACUCGUGACUGGCGGCAUCGGGGGAGUCCAUCGCGAUGGACAAAACACACUGGAUAUCAGUGCGGAUCUGACAGAGUUGGGUCGCACUCCUAUGGCAGUGGUUUCAGCCGGAGUCAAAUCCAUCCUGGAUAUUGGACGAACGUUGGAAUACUUGGAGACCAACGGGGUCUGUGUGGCCACAUUUGGCGAGACGCGUGAAUUCCCAGCAUUCUUUCUUCCAAAAAGUGGCUUUCAAUCUCCUUACAAUGUCACGGAUGAAGAGGAAGCAGCCAAACUUAUUGCCAAUGCCCAGGUAAUUGGCCAGGACAGUGGCGUGCUGAUCGCUGUCCCUAUUCCAGAAGAUCACGCAGCAUCGAGCCUGGUUAUUGACGAUGCAAUCCAGCAGGCCGUGACGGAGGCAAGGGAUAAAGGCAUCCGGGGCAAGGAUGUAACGCCUUUCAUUCUUGAACGCAUUUACGAGAUCACUGAAGGACUUUCCCUGGCCAUCAACAUUGCUCUCAUCAAGAACAAUGCGAGGGUGGGCAGUCGGAUAGCACGUGUACUAGCCAGGCAGAAAGUACCCAAAUACCAUCCCUCAUCACAACUCUUUAUUGAAAAGGCCGGGGCUGCUGCUAAGCCAGUGGUUAUUGGCGGUUGCAAUAUAGAUUUCAUUGUAAAGUUGGACGGAAGUGAAAUGAUGUUGGGUGGACCCACGAACAGCAGCAACAUGCGUCAGUCGAUCGGGGGAGUUGGCAGAAACCUGGCUGAAUGCCUCAGCCGCCUGGGCAUGAAUCCGCUGUUCAUCUCCGCCGUUGGGGCGGACAGGAGCGGAGACGCAACUCUACGCUAUUGCUGCCAAAUGGACACCAGUGGGGUGGCGAUGUUACGGGAGCAGCGCACAGCCAUGUACUGUGCAGUGAUCUCACGCACGGGGGAGCUCAACCUGGGGCUCGGAGACAUGAACAUUCACCUGCAGAUCACGCCGCAGUAUAUUUCCAGGUUUGAAGAGCAGAUCCGAUCAGCCUCCGUGAUCUGUCUGGAUGGGAACAUUUCCGCCCCGACCAUCAAUUACGUCUGCACUUUUGCCAAAGAGCACGGCAUUCCAGUAUUGUUCGAGCCCACAGACCCCUGCAACGCUCGCAAACCGUUUGAGACGGAUGGCUGGAAAGCCCUUGCCUACACCACCCCCAACCUGAUGGAACUACAGGCCAUGAACCGGGCACUGGGACUCCCAGUAACGGCAGAGCUGCCGCGGGAAUUGGACGGAGUCAUCGAUGCGGCCCUGGAGAUGUCGCGGCCGUUACUGAAGCACCUGCAGUGUGUGAUCGUCAGCCUGGGACGUGAAGGAGUGCUCCUGUGUAGCACAAGUGAGGAUGGAGAAAUCUGUCUUCAGCCGAGGAAAGACCCUCAGACGUCAGCGGGUCAGCUCUGUGCAAUCCACUACCCAGCCAUCGCUGUCCGAGCGGAGGAGGUGCUGAACGUUUCUGGAGCUGGUGACUGCCUGACUGCGGGGAUCAUCGCUGGGCUGUUGUCGGGGCAGGAGACCAACACCUGUGUGAGGAUGGGGCUGCUGGCUGCCAGCUACUCAGUCAGGUCCCAGGAAGCCAUCUCCACGUCGAUCAGCGCCGACAGUGUGAAUCCACAGCGGGUGCUGGAGAACACAUGGCUGCAGCCGCAGUAUCACGCCCCCACCAGCAGGGGAGCCUAACGCCCAGGUUCCUGCUGGAGAUGGUGCUGCUACUGAAAUGAACUAAUAACGAUUUGGGAAGACAAUUCACUGGACGGAAGGAAACCAUUUCUAUUUGCAGAACUCUUCGCCAGGCUUCCACAUGGAAUUGCUCUCCAGGGAAGUGGGAAAGGACGUAGAGACUCCCUGACCCCAGCAGCACACGUUUGUACAUCAUCGCUGCCAACUCUUGAUAAAACCACCAGAACCAUUGGCAUUAUGACCUGUCUUAAUUGGCUCAUUCACACCCAGGUGUUCAGCUGAAUAAAGAGUGUACAUUGAAAACAA